Lotus japonicus is the source of this 1399-nucleotide messenger RNA. RefSeq names its product probable BOI-related E3 ubiquitin-protein ligase 2. Gene Ontology annotation, molecular function: ubiquitin-protein transferase activity. The coding region runs from base 212 to 1246 and encodes 344 amino acids. Gene Ontology annotation, biological process: regulation of programmed cell death. The transcript has 3 exons. The record is from RefSeq and is a predicted model, not a curated record. NCBI's taxonomy places the organism in Eukaryota, Viridiplantae, Streptophyta, Magnoliopsida, Fabales, Fabaceae.
AAAUUUAUUGAAAUUUUGCUGCCACCUCGAUUGCAUGCUUUUGUUCAUUGUUUUCUGACACUCAUUCAUUUCUCACCCUCUUCAUAUCUCUCUCACCGUUUCCAAUACCAAAUCCUCCACUCUCAAAGCAAAACUCACCCAAUAAAAUCCUCUUCAUCAUCCAUAUAAACCAAACACAAAACAUAACAUUUUCUCUCCUCUCAAGUCUCUAAUGGCUAUUGAGACUCACCAUCUCAAUCUUUUCCCUCCUCACUUCAUUCCCAACCGAGAAACAAUCAUCACGAAUCCAAUCGACUCAACCUUCGUCAACAUGUACAACGCGAACAACUACUCCUCCUUGCUACCACACUCCGCCACCACCACCACCGCGUCGGAAACUCUCUUCCCGGCAGCGCCGCAGUACGCUUCCUUCAUCGCCGAUUCGCCCGCCGCCAUGAAAUCUGACAGCACUCUCACCUACAACCACCACAACACCACCACCGCCACCAGCAACGGUGUCCCCUUCCAGAGAAAACGUUCCAGAGACGCCAUUAACAACAACAACUACCUCUUCUCUCCUUACAAGAACACCAGCAACAACGCUUUCUCCUUCCUCGGUGAAGAUAUCUCCCUCCACAUCCACCACCACCAACUCGACAUCGAUAACCUCAUCUCACAACACAUGGAGAAGGUGAGAAUGGAAUUGGAGGAGAAACGGAAAGGACAAGUGAGAAGGUUGAUGGAAGCGAUCGAGAUCGGGAUGAUGAAGAGGCUGAAAACGAAGGAAGAUGAGAUCGAGAGAAUCGGAAAACUGAAUCUCGCGCUUGAAGAGAGAGUGAAAUCACUCUACAUCGAGAAUCAGAUAUGGCGAGAGCUAGCACAAACAAACGAAGCCACCGCAAACGCUCUCCGCGCAAAUCUGGAGCACGCGCUGUGUCAGAUCAGAGAUUCCGACGAUGAGGACGCCACCGUUGUUCCGCCGGCAAUGGCGGCGCCGGAGGAUGAUGCGGAAUCAUGCUGCGGUAGCAACAACGAUGAUGAUGGGUGGCGCACGGUAGUGCAGCAGGGGGUGCAGGAUAAGGAGUGUGGUGGGCCCGAGAGUGAUAGGAGGAGGAGAUUGUGCAGGAAGUGUGGGAAAGAGGAAUCGUGCGUGCUUAUCUUGCCUUGCAGACACCUCUGUGUUUGUACUCUUUGUGGGUCUACCCUACACAAUUGUCCUAUCUGUAAAUCCUACAAAAAUGCUAGUGUCCAUGUUAACAUGACUUGACUAGUUGGAAGGGUAGUUGAUUUUUUUUGGUCCAUUUUGAUUAUCAUCUCUCCAUAGCUUUUUGAUGAUGGUAGUAGUACAAAGUGAUAUUUUUCACCAAAUUGGAAAAAUACAAAAUCACAAGCAAGAAAUUUAAUUCAAUUUGUUUCCAUA